AUAUGUGACAUGAUAUAAAUCCAAACAUAGCAACGGUUUGAAUCUGAUUGUUUCGGAGUAAAACUCAAUUUAGUGUUUACUUAUUUGAACUUAUCUUUAUAACACAGUACAAUACACGUAUUAUGGCUUCUAUUUCGUACGACAGAGACCCGUCCAUUUUCUGUAAUGAGUGAUACUGACGACACGGACGUACUUUUAUUGAUACCACCGAAUUUCUUCCUCGUUGAGAGUUCAGAAUCCGAAGAUUCCCUCCUGAAAUCUUCUAGAACGGUCGUACAUAAACCUUUAUCGUGUACAGCACAAGUUCUCGACAAAUUAGUUACACAAGUUCACACUUUGGAAUCACGGUUAGAAAACUUGGAAAUUAGCAGUGAUAUUUCUACAAUUGAGUCUCGUUCAAAACGAAACACAACCUGGAUAAGUACAGACAGCUUUGAUAGUCGUAGCUUAAACAGAAAUUGCUUCACUUUCCCACGUCGGCGGCGACGAAAAGUACCUAAACGCGGUAGGCAAAGAGAGCGAUCUUUAACUAGUUUGGACUCAAUUAAUAGCGCAGGAAGAAACGUGCCACCUUUAAAAUUAACGACAGAAUCUACUCCUGAUGUCAAAUAUCUCGACAUCCACGAAAUUCAAAGCAUGGAUGGGGAUAUCAGUAGUAUUGUAUCAACUCCUAGUAAAACCAAUGAUAAACUAUUACUCAAUGAAAUUGAUGAGUUUUUAACAAAAGUAGAAUCAUAUGAAAGUCCCGAGUCCAAAUACAAGAGUCAUGAAAUGACUUUGUGCACUGAAAAUGUGAUAAAAGCUACAAGUGAUUACCUUUCACAAAAACUAGAUUCAAAUGAAGAAAUCAAACUGCCCAGCGGACGCGUGGUCUCCAGUAGUGUUUUAGAUAAAUAUAUUUAUUUGGUUAAAAACAACUUGCCAACUAAUUCUGAACAGUCACCUUCAAGUUCAAAAAACACAGUCAAAAGCUACGAGAACUCCAACACUACUAAUGAAGUAUCAAAUACUGUCCAGACAAAGUCACCUAGUGCACGGAAAUUAAAUUUCGACAAAGAGUUUCAGCCUACAUCAACACCAAACAAGCAGCAAACGACAUACAAUAGUUUUCAGCCUUCCUCAAAUAAAAUAUAUGACAGAGCAUCAAGAGUCUUAGAACAAUAUAAGGCAAGUUACAGUAAAAAUAAACCAGGUGCUACAGAUAGCUACUCCGCAUCUUCAAACCAGGAGCUCAAAUUACCCGAAAUGAGACCUUUUGGAGAAAACAGAGAAAGCUUAAAGUUCAUACAGAAUAAAUAUAUUGAUACCAUCGACUCAGAUUUGUUGAGUUUGAGUGAGUUGUGGGGUGAUAAGGCAGAAAGGACUACAGGGUACAACAGGGGUGAUAAAGUGGACAUUAUAAAGCUGGAAGAAGAAAGACUAAAAAGGGAGCACUGUGAAGCAAUGAUUCAGCAGUUACAGAAGAAACUACUCGAUCAGCAGGAAAAAUUAGCAGUGGCCAUGAAAGUGGAUCGUGCAAAAGAUGCUGCUAUAUCUAAAUUACGUGAGGCCUGGCUCCGACUAACCAACAGCCUUGACAGAGCUGAGGACAGACACCGGAAAGCGUUAGAAAAGAUGAUCUGUGAAGUAGAAAAUUUUAGAGUUGUUGCUGAUGAUGCUCAAAAGAAAACAUCACAUUUUGAAUCAGAGUUAUACAAAACAUUGGACUUAGCACAUGACUAUCAAGAUAAAUGUAAACAGCUCCAAAACGAAAAGAAGUCUCUAGAAGAACAACUCAACACUGAGCUAGAUAACGUGAAUGUCAUGCUCAGCAAUAAGGAUAAAGAAAUUGACGUCUUGAAGGAGAAUUAUGAUACUGUCAUGAGACUCAACAAGCAGUUGACGGAUUGUGUUAAGAAUUUAGAGGAAGCUUUGGAGAAGGAAAAAUUUGCCCAUGACUCCACAAAAUCAAACAUAACAGAACUCAACAAACGAAUACAGAGUGUCAAUGAUGAGACAUUGCUACUAACUCAAGAACGAGAUCUGCUCAAAAGCAAAGUGAAUGAAGAGAGAUCACGCUGUGCAGUGAUCGAGCAACAGCUCUGUGAGAAACAGAACCAGUGCAGUGAAGUUUUGAAGAAGUGUGAUUUUUUAGACAACGAGGUGAAAACGUUACGCCAGCAUUUAGAACUGCAAAAGAACGAGCUGAAAUGUCAUUACCAGAAGCAGCUUGAAGAUGCCGUGCUGGCCAAGCUGCAGGAGUUUCAAGAGCAGCUCGAUCGAGCAGAGAGGGAGAUGGAGAACGAUGCGAGGUUAAAGGAGAACAACAUUGUGGAUAGUUUUAACAAGCAAAUAUUAAGGAUAGAAGAGCAGCAUAAAUUGGAGAUCAACGUCUUAGAAGAGAAGCAGAGAGAGGAGAUCAAACUGUACCGUCUGCAACUGGCGCAGGCCGCGGAGAAACUAGGAUUGUUAGAGAGUAAGGUGGAGUGUCAGAGGCGGCGGCGCGGCGAGACGGCGGCCCGUCUGCACGCCGCCCUGCAGGCGCACUGGAGGCACGCGCUCCGCAUACUGGCCGCCCCGCACCACGACCUCGCAUCAACACCGCUACCACAGGACGUUGUCCCUCCGCUGUCGAUGUCCUCCGUGACGGACCGCGGCCUCGCGCGACAGAAGGACCCACCCACAAGGAAACACUCAGACGAGUUCAACUUUGAAGGACUCAGUGAAGAGGAACUUCAACAUUACAUCAAAAUGUUAUUGGUGAAACCUCCGAGUGCAGAGGAGGCGCCGCCCCCCGCGCUUCCCGCGGACGAGGAGCAGCCCACCAGCGACCGCCCGGAGCGCCUCGACAGGAGGGACAGGAGCGCUAAGCGAUGCCUCGGCAACAAGCCCCCCUGGAAGGCGUGACUGCCACUACACUCUCAUUGAUUGUACAGUGACGUCAGUGUUCGAAUGCCAUAUGUUAAACGGUUGUCAACACCAUUAAUAUUCAUCGCACAAACUUUUUGAUAAAUCGACUAGUUAAUAAAUAGUUACUAAAGUCAAUUAACUAGUAAGGAAUUUAUUUAAAUAAAACUAAAUGUCAGAUUGAAGUUAACUCGCAACAUGGCGGGGAGCGAUCAUACAUGGACACACUUUGUUUACGAUUUGUUAUAUACGGAUCACCCGCCGACACGAACAGAAAUAGUUUUUGAUAUUCAUGUACUUUUGUGUGUUAAUGUAAAUAAAUGUAAAAAUUAAGAUAUAAAUAUAUAUAUUUAUGUUUUUGUAUUAGCUGUAUUGUUAUGCGAUUACAUUCCCGAGGCAGCGUUGUUUGUAAGUUGUUAUUCGAUAAAAUAUAUAUUUUUUAAAUAUGA
Molecule: messenger RNA, 3335 nt
Organism: Bombyx mori (domestic silkworm)
Lineage: Eukaryota; Metazoa; Arthropoda; Insecta; Lepidoptera; Bombycidae
Gene: Cnb
Product: repetitive organellar protein
Exons: 9
Coding region: 166-2886 (906 amino acids)
Biological process (GO): regulation of cilium assembly; mitotic cytokinetic process; centriole replication
Cellular component (GO): centriole; centrosome
Source: RefSeq, a predicted model, not a curated record